Messenger RNA from Aplysia californica (California sea hare), 1868 nucleotides. RefSeq names its product tubulin alpha-1 chain. The record is from RefSeq and is a predicted model, not a curated record. The transcript is spliced from 3 exons. Bases 231 to 1583 code for a protein of 450 amino acids. Lineage: Eukaryota; Metazoa; Mollusca; Gastropoda; Aplysiida; Aplysiidae. Gene Ontology annotation, molecular function: structural constituent of cytoskeleton; GTP binding. Gene Ontology annotation, cellular component: cytoplasm; microtubule. Gene Ontology annotation, biological process: mitotic cell cycle; microtubule cytoskeleton organization.
AAGUCUAGGAGAGUAGGUUAGGGUUAGGUUCCCCCACUAGUUAGGGUAAGGUUUGGGUUGUACAUCUCUCGAGGAAACUUGGGCGAAGUGAAAUCUUUGUAGUAGGUUUAGCUGAUAUUGUUUAGUUUUCUUGGCUCAGGUUAGGUUAAGGUUUCCAAAGGGGGUUUCUUAUGAGAGCCUUUACUACCUAGAUAUAGAUCUAGAAUCUAGAUCUAUUCAGCAGUCUCAACAUGCGCGAAUGUGUGUCUAUCCACGUGGGCCAGUGCGGGAUCCAAGUGGGGAACGCGUGCUGGGAGCUCUACUGCCUGGAACAUGGCAUCCAGCCGGACGGACAAAUGCCGUCGGACAAGACGAUCGGCGGGGGCGACGACUCCUUCAACACCUUCUUCAGCGAGACUGGCGCCGGCAAGCACGUGCCUCGAGCGGUCUUUGUGGAUCUGGAGCCCACAGUGGUGGACGAAGUGAGGACAGGGACAUAUCGACAACUCUUUCACCCCGAGCAGCUCAUCUCAGGCAAAGAGGACGCAGCCAACAACUACGCCCGAGGUCACUACACUGUGGGCAAAGAGAUUAUUGACCUGGUCCUAGAUCGGCUCCGGAAACUGGCCGACAUCUGUACUGGCCUCCAAGGAUUCUUGGUCUUCCACAGCUUCGGUGGCGGCACAGGCUCCGGGUUCACAUCCCUGCUCAUGGAAAGACUGUCUAUAGAUUACGGGAGGAAAACGAAAAUUGAGUGCGCGAUUUACCCGUCCCCCCAGAUCUGCACGGCCAUAGUAGAGCCAUAUAACUCGCUUCUAGUGACGCACACAACGCUAGAGCACUCGGACUGCGCAUUUAUCGUGGACAAUGAGGCCAUCUAUGACGUGUGCCGCCGUAACCUUGACAUUGAGCGGCCCACGUACACCAACUUAAACCGGCUAUUGGCCCAGGUCGUCUCUUCCAUCACUGCCUCUCUGCGCUUUGACGGCGCCAUUAACGUGGAUCUGCAAGAGUUCCAGACCAACCUGGUCCCUUACCCUCGGAUCCACUUCCCCUUGGUGACCAUGGCGCCCGUCAUCUCGGCAGAGAAAGCCUACCACGAGCAACUGACCUGUGCAGAGAUAACCAGCUCGUGCUUCGAGCCGGCCAACCAGCUGGUCAAGUGUGACCCCCGUCACGGCAAGUACAUGGCCUGCUGCAUGUUGUACCGCGGUGACGUAGUACCCAAAGACGUCAAUGCCGCUAUCGCCACGCUCAAGACAAAGAGAACCAUUCAGUUUGUGGACUGGUGUCCAACUGGCUUCAAAGUAGGUAUUAACUACCAGCCCGCCACCGUGGUGCCAGGAGGUGACCUCGCGAAGGUUCAGAGGUCAGUCUGCAUGAUUGCCAAUACCACAGCCAUAGCAGAAGCCUGGGCCAGACUGGACCACAAGUUUGACCUGCUGUACGCCAAGAGAGCCUUUGUCCACUGGUAUGUUGGAGAAGGAAUGGAGGAAGGUGAGUUCUCAGAAGCCCGCGAAGAUCUGGCAGCUCUGGAGAAAGACUACGAAGAAGUUGGACUGGACUCAGUAGAGGAAGAAGGAGAGGGACAAGAUGAGUACUAGUUGUGAUUUCUCUCACUCACAGGAGAAACGUGGACAAUGGUUUGAGAACAUCUUGUAAAUACUACUCACCUAAAGGGGAGUAUUUGACCUUCUAAUGAAAUGUAACCCAUCUAAGGGGAGGGAAGAAUGUUUAUAAAAAAAGGCAGCUGAUUAUAUCAACUUUCCUUGGGAAUACAAUGUCCUUCAAUUCAUAUUUUGAAUUAGAACUAUAAAUUACUUUAAGUUGUAAUGUCUUUAUCGUAGUUAGUAUACAUGAUAUUUCACUUCGGAACUUUCUCUUACGUC